Aspergillus sclerotioniger CBS 115572 is the source of this 4305-nucleotide messenger RNA. Its product is annotated as chromatin-binding protein RAD9. Lineage: Eukaryota; Fungi; Ascomycota; Eurotiomycetes; Eurotiales; Aspergillaceae. The record is from RefSeq and is a predicted model, not a curated record. Gene Ontology annotation, molecular function: histone binding. Gene Ontology annotation, biological process: DNA damage checkpoint signaling; positive regulation of transcription by RNA polymerase II. Gene Ontology annotation, cellular component: nucleus. The coding region runs from base 55 to 4218 and encodes 1387 amino acids. The transcript is spliced from 2 exons.
CGGAAAUGAGCCAUACCUGUGCUGUGUAACGCAGUCCACUGACUGACAGGGAUCAUGGAGACCCAGGACAGCAUCGAUAUUGCAAAGUUGCAACGCGUCGCGUUGGGCUUAGAAUCUGCACCUUCACAGUUCGACCGAAAUGGUCUGGGAACUGUUGGAAAACCCGACCGUGCCCCAGAAGCCAGGCCAAAGUCACCGUUGCCGUCUGCUACCCAGGAAAACACUCGAAAGUCCCCGUCACAGCCAUCUCCUUCACCUAGACCACACAAUGCCACGAGUGCGAUGAACACAAACUUAUCCGAAACAAAAUCUACAACCCCUUUGACUGCACCAGCCCCGCCUGCGGAGAAAAUGGCCUCGGAUACCGUCCCUUCGGACACGCAGGUCGUCUCCCAGUCCGUUUACGACGAAAUAAUCAGGAAGAACCAGCAGGCUGCCGACAAUGCCCAGGAGAGCAAUUUGGGGGAUCAGGCUACUCUCAUGACCCUUCACGAAGGCGAUAGUGGCCAUCUUGAUUUGCUGUCUGGGUACGAUCAUAUCCCCGAAGCUGUGAACGUUGAGGAACCUGAGGAUCAGAGUAGCAAGCUGGGAGAAUCUUCGCCCAUGCUGUAUCAGUCAAAUCCAUUCCCCAAGUCCCAGCGAUUUCUGGCAAAAACUCCUAUAGCAGCAAUGAAGCGUGUCCGUUCAGAUGGCCUUACCACUGGAUCUCCCUCUGGUUCACGGAAUCCCCUUACGGCGGAUGGACCAAGUAGUGGGAUUAUGGCGCUGAGCCAGGUAUUUAGGUCUACUCAGGCACCAUCGUCGCCCCUGGUGAACGGCCCACAAUCUGACCCUAUGUCUGACCGUCCUUCCCCCAAUAUCCCUAUACAACGUCAUCCGCUUGCUACAACGCUCUCCUCGCCAUACAACAACCUAGCCGCAACUUUUCCACGUGACUCGGACGCGCAGCGAUUGAACUACAUCAGCAUGGAGGAAUCGCAAGCCAACCGGGAAAGGAUUUUGCACGAAAGGAUGACACGUUCUGCGGAUCAUGUCUACUCCGAUCAAAGUGAUGGAGAAUUUGAUAAGGAAUCUAGCUUCGUUGAGCGUAUGAGGCGUCGGAAGAUGGUGAAUGACGAGGCUGAUGCGCAGCUUGUUGGACUUACAGCACCUGCGAGACCGCGUAACCGGCAGGAAAGACAGGCUAAGGCGCCAGAACCCUUGUCUGAGGCGGCGACAGGGCCACAUUGGACCGAUGGAUCUAAUGAGCAAGUCGAGUCUGGAUCUGAGCCUCCGCAUGCAGCUCUUAGCGAGGAAGAGACGGAACGAGAGCAAGAGGAUUUAGAUCAGCCUACUCCCCGAGCUCGGCCCUCUGCCUCGACCGAGGAAGAUAAAGAGAACUACGAAGAACCCCCCACAACAACUGCUGCUGCUGCCAGUGCACAUGACCGUCUAUCCCAAGCUCUUGCUUUGCAUGAGAGUCCAUGUCCUGGCGAGGUGGUAAGAGGGCGAAGAGAGUCGCUUCCGCAUGCUUGCAGUACUGUACAGGACGAGCGUCUGCAUGGGCAUUCGUCACAAAUAUCGGUUGUAAAAGACUCUCAGCGCUCCCCUGGUCGGAAAGACCCUAGCAAUGAAGCAGAGCAGUGGAGGGCACGCCAUUCUGGCUCACAGGGACAGGUGGAGCCUUUGUCUGAUGCAGAAACAAUCACUUCAUCCUCCGCCAAACAAGUCCGUAUAUGUUCCUCUCCUCCUUCGGGAUCCCAACGCAGCAAACGGUCGCUCAAGCUUGAUACUCAAGCCACAAGCCGACCCGGAUCCGAUUCGGACAAUCCAUCGCGCUCUCCAACUCCGCGACUCCCCUCGGCUCAUGCUGUCCAAAGGCCCACCAGCACCGGCGACAAACCUAUGUUUGAUCACCCAGAGAAGUCAUCGUCUAUGCCCUCACGUGUCGCCGAAACUCCCGUUGCUCCGAGAACCUUUGCUGAAGUCAUCCCAAACACGAGCAUCCCGGAAACCAGUCCCACCGGUCCUGGUCAACAAGGAUGGCCGAUUGGCGAUAGCACCAAUGAUGCGGCCUAUCAAGAGGAUGACGAUUUACCACCUGUCUAUAUGGACCCGCAUGAACGAGGGCGGCGUUCGCAGCCGAUGGUUUCAGAUAGUUCAUCGCCGAUUAAACCCUCAUUCCACAAUUCGAAGAUUCUGUCCAGCCCGAGUGGCAGACAGCGCAGAGCGUUAACAGAAAUCGCCGCGGAUGCAUCACCUCAGAUGGGAACCGGUCACUUCAAUCUUGACAUUAGUAUUCUGUCCGCCGAUGAUCGCGAGUUUCGGUCUGCGGUUGCAAUGUCUCCUGUUCCACCAAGAAAGAAGCGCCGCGGCAAUGAUGGUCAAAGUGUUUACGCUUCUGACCCUGUACUUCCAGUCACGCCUCGCGCAACCACUGUUGCGCCUCGUGAUGCGGAUAUGACAACUAUACCUGAGAUGGAGCCGGCCGAGUUGACCAAACCCGUGUCCACUUUCCAGAGACGGUCAAGGCCUCCUAGAAGAGCAGAAAGCGUGUGGGACAUGGAUGACACCCCUCACUAUCAUGGUUCGCGCAAAGGAAGAUCUAGGCUUUUGGCUCGCCCCCGCCCAGUGGGACGACUGUCGGCUGAAGCUGAACGCGAACCGAGCCCAGAACAGCCUGUUCACGAGGACCCACCGGCCAGUUCUGUUCCUGAAGAGCCGCCCAGCGAUCUUGUACCAGACUCGACAGAGGCAGUUGACAAUGAGCCAGUUUCGGAGAAUCUGCCUCCAGUCCAGCUUCCCCAGCCUUCAGUCAGUAAUGAUGUCCCUAUAGCCGUCAAUCAAGUCCUAGCCCCGUGGAAUGGACCAAAACGGGCUUAUUACCCUGCCACGUGCUUUGGCAAGCCCUUUGGAAAAUCGCAGUCGCGGUAUCUGGUCAAAUUUGAAGACAGCGCCCCUGUUGAGAUUCCCAUUGGCACGGUGAAACGACUCGAGUUACGGGUCGGUGAUGGUGUGAAGGUGAACAUGGAAAACGUCCCCAAGGUGACUCAUAUUGUUUCAGGGUUCGCCAACAAGCUUGAUUUGAGCGACAUCGAACAGGGAGCAGCCAAUGGAUUGAUUCCAAUGACCGAUGUGUAUGGGUAUUCCGCCGUGAUCCUGACCCCGAAACAGCGCAAGAGCCUUCCAGGUGCCGGGCUUGCAGUUACCGAGAACCGAAUUACCGUUCCGAUCUCGCGGAUAUACUUGGACACGAUUCUCUGGAAUCAGUUGAAAGACCGGGCAUUCAGCUACGAUUCCGAGCCUGUUGCCGAGAGUGGACUGCAGACGCCUGACAGACAUUCCACGCCGAUAUCCCCUGGCGCUCGACUCUCGCGCAGUAUCCGCUUUUCCACCGGCCUGUUUGCGGGCAUGGUAUUCGCCGUGUCAUAUGGAGAGAACAACGAUGCCAAGUCGCAUGUCACAAAACUGAUUCUGGAGAACGACGGCCGGGUUCUAGACGGCGGCUUCAAUGAAUUGUUCGAGCUGCCUCCUACUGCACCAUCGACUACACCCACCAAAUCCCGCGCCAGCUCUGAAAGUGGCCAGCUUCGGCUCACGGGCGGCGCCGCAGACGUGGGAUUUGCCUGUUUAAUUGCCGACAAGCACUCGCGUCGGUCAAAGUACAUGCAAGCCCUGGCGCUCAAUAUCCCCUGCCUUUCCGACCGCUGGAUCGAGGACUGCGUUGCCAGAAGACAGAUUCUCGACUGGGAGAUGUACUUGCUGCCCGCCGGGGAGUCAACCUACCUCAACGGAGCGACCAAGUCUCGGAUCCUAGCCCCGUACCCGGCCACGGAGGCUCGACUGUCGGAGACUAUUGCUGGACGCCCGAAUCUCCUCCAGGGACAGUCCAUGCUUCUAGUCACAGGACGCAGCGGGAGAGCCGACGAGGAGAGACGGAAAGCCUAUCUGUUCCUGACGUAUGCCUUGGGGGCUUCACGGAUUGAACGGGUGCCUGAUCUCAAGACGGCGCGUGCGAUGCUGAGCACGGGAGAAGGCAACUGGGACUGGAUUUAUGUUGACGAUGAUGAUCGAGCAUUGGUGAAAGCCAUGUCACUGAACUCGAGAAAACGGAAGCGAUCACGAUUGACGGAGUCGAUUAGCAGCGAUGAAUUGGGAAUGGACAAUGUCAAGACUGUGGGCAAUGAGUUUGUGUGUCAAAGUUUGAUAUUGGGACGAUUGUUUCCGGGAGAUCUAUGAUAAUGAUAGGUUGGAUGUGUUUGAUUCGGACUAGUAAUAUACCCUACCUUUGACUACAAUUGGACUGCAAUUUGACUACAAGUUUAC